AAAGGGCCUGAUUUCUGAACAUCCAUUGAUUCUUUACUCCUCUUUUUUAUACCUUCUUUUCUUCCUUUCUCUAAAUGACCUCUUUUAACGAAAAGAAGGCUGAAUACCAACAUUCAGUUAAUGAUGUUACUAGCGAACACGAAUUUGAGUAUGCCAAUGAAGGCAUAAUCGAUAUCAAUCGUGAGCAUGCUGGUACGAGCAAGAUGGCCUACUUCAACGUCGUUUGUGUUGUUGCUGGUACUGGUACUCUUGGUCUCCCCGUUGCCUUAAAACAAGGUGGUUGGUUAGGUGUUCUCAUCCUUUUCUUGUCUUGGGUUAUGUCUGUUUAUACUGGUAUCAUCUUGAUUCGUUGUCUCUAUGCUAAUGGCAAGACUCGUUUGACUACUUAUAAAGAAGUCGCUACAACUGCUUUCGGUACAAUUGGUGGCUGGAUCACCUUUUUCUUCAAUGCUUGGAUUCUUUUGGGUGCCCCUAUUCUUUACAUGGUCUUGUCUGGUUCUAACUUGAAUCAACUCUGCAAAGGCACCGCUGGUGAAAUCGGUGAUACUGCUUGGAUUAUUAUUUCUUGCGCUAUUGUUGCUGUUCCUUUUGUCUUGGUCAAAACCCUCAAAGAAGUUGCCUGGAUGUCUGCUUUCGGUGCUCUUGCUACUGUCGUUGUUGUCAUUAUUUGUUUGGCCAUGUCCAUUAUUGAUAAGCCUAAUCAAGUCAAUGUUCAUCAUGAUGCUGUCAUUUGGGAAAUGUUCCCUAUUGCUCUCAGUACCAUCUCUUUCAGUUUCGGUGGUAAUGUCGUUUACCCUCAUGUUGAAGCCUCUAUGAAAACUCCCCGUGACUGGCCCAAGGUCGUUGGUCUUGGUUUGAGUACUUGUGCUGCCAUGUAUUUCGUUACUGCCAUCAGUGGUUACUCUAUCUAUGGUGACACCGUCCUUUCUCCUAUUUAUAACAGUAUCCCUGCCGGUGCUGCUCAAACUGUUGCCAUUGUUGUCAUUACUCUUCACGUCUUGAUGGCUGCUCCUAUACUUACCACUUCCUUCUCUCUUGAUAUUGAAGAAAUGUUCAACAUUAGCGUCGAACGCUUUGGCAAAGUCAAGGAAUUCUUUAUUCGUGCUGCUAUUCGCAUUGCCACUAUGGCUGUUGUUGGUGUCGUUGCCUGUACAGUUCCUCACUUUGGUGCAUUGAUGUCUUUGAUUGGUGCUUUUGCCAACUGUAUUCUUAUCUUUGUCCUUCCCGUUGCCUGUUACCUUAAGCUUACUGGUUUCCGUAACAAGCCCAUUUAUGAACUUGCAUGGUGUACUUUGAUUGUUAUUCUUGGUAUUGUUGGUUUGAUUUUCGGUACCAUGGAAGCCAUCAAGGAACUCAUCUCCGCUUACGCUUAGAAUCCUUUUUUUUUCUUUUGUACA
Messenger RNA from Gilbertella persicaria, 1397 nucleotides. RefSeq names its product transmembrane amino acid transporter protein-domain-containing protein. The transcript has 3 exons. NCBI's taxonomy places the organism in Eukaryota, Fungi, Mucoromycota, Mucoromycetes, Mucorales, Choanephoraceae. Gene Ontology annotation, cellular component: vacuolar membrane. Gene Ontology annotation, biological process: amino acid transmembrane transport. Gene Ontology annotation, molecular function: amino acid transmembrane transporter activity. The record is from RefSeq and is a predicted model, not a curated record. Bases 75 to 1373 code for a protein of 432 amino acids.